UGAGGCAGGUAGUUCAGUAAAAUCUGUCACGGCAGACAUUAUACCGUAACAUUAUAUUGUUUAUACGUUUUAAAAGGAACAUUAUAUCACAAAAUAGAGUGCUCUGCACGCAUAAAACUUGCCAUGUGUGUAAUAAAAAUGUGUUUGCUUAAAACAUAAUAUAAUAAAAUGUAAUAUAAUUCCAAAGCGCUGUGUGGUUACGAUAAAUUCAAUCAUGAUAGUAUAACUAUAAUAGCAACGCGUGAUUAAAAACAAAAAAGACAAAUUUCACAACCACUUUUUAUUUUAAAUUUACAAACGAUACUAAUAAUUAUUUGUAAAAUAAAUUUUAACUAUUUUAAGUUGAUAAGUGUGUCAUAGUGUGCGGCAAAAAAAUUGUGUUUAAUCAUUUAGUAUUAAUUUAAAUCGAUAUCGAUAUCUUAUUGUAAUAAAUAAUCACAGAAUUAUUUUUUUUUUAAAUUUUUGUCUAAUACCGAAAUAAGAACAAAAGAAUUUCGAUCAAGUAUCCAUGAUAAUUAAAAUAUGGGCAUUCCACGAGUCUGGUGCAUAAUUUUCGUAGUGAUCGCCGCGUGUACUUGCGGUGCACGCACGGAAUGCAGCAAGAUCGCGCAAAUUUCAUUCCUAACGAGUGUACACGAUGAUACAUCAUGUACGAAGUUAUCGACGAAGGGCGUUAUGCUUUAUGAGGCCGCCAAGCUUCUCGCCGAAAUUUACAACAACAGAACCAAUGGAUUCGAAAUCGAUAUUACAGUUUUGGAUACAUGCGGUAGUAUUGCGGGAGCUCUGAAAGCAGUGAUGAAGGCUCUCGUGUGGGCGGACAUCAACUGUUUGCAUCCACCUCAUUAUCUAGGAAUUAUCGGACCGGAUACCACGACGAACGCCGAAGAGGUGCACAAAGUGACGUCGAUACUGAAAGUGCCGCAUAUCAUCAAAAAACCGUCGAUUUCUCCGUAUUUACAUCUUUUAGCGGAGGAAUCGAAUUCUUGCAUAGUGCAGGGAAUCUUGAGAAUGAUAGAAACUUUAAAAUGGAAGUCCUUCACGUUAAUAGCUAACGCUGAUAAUGAGAAUGAUGAUGACAUACAAAAUAUUGCAAAAAAACUAACAAUAAAUGCCAUAAUAAAAAAUUUAUGCGUCAUAGUUCACGAUAGCGAUGAAGAAGAUUACACGUCACAAAUCGUACACAUUGGAAAACCAAACGAGAAGUUUUUCAAUAAGUCCACGAACGCAACUAUAUUGAUCAUCAGCGAGGGAAAUUUAAAAGAUUACUUGAAUCAAAUAACUUCAAGCAACACCAUAUUACUCUUAGAAGACUCCAGAAAUAUCAACGAUUUAAAGAAGAGAGUCGAGAAUUCACAAUGGUGGAUGCCUGGAAACGGUCUUGGAAAAUACGAUGCCGCGGAGUUGAGGCAAGUCAGAUGGCUGGAGAGUGCUAUAAAAAUUUAUGUGAAGGCUUUAAAAGCGUUAUGCGCAAACAACAAAUGCAAAAACCAGAUAAAUCCUUCGGACUGGAAUCACGUAGUAACGAACAUGUUAAUAACGCACAAUGCGGAGUUGCAAGCCGCACCGAGGUUUCUCGAUCUGUCUAUGAAGACGAAGACAGGCGAGCUGAAGAGUUUGGGUAGUGUAAUUGCACGCAAGAACAAGACGAAGGUUUAUUGGGGCAAAAGUAAAUUGUAUAAAGAGAGCGACACGGAAGAAACGGAUGAAAGUCACGGAGAAGGAAACGACGAGGACAUACCGUACACAUUCAGGGAACUUCUGAACCGAGAGAAUGUACCGCGAACGGGAUGCGCCGCGUCUGUCAAGGAGAUCAGGAUGCUGCAGGCGAAGGACAGCGACGCGGCGCAGAUCCCAGUUUCGGGAAUGAACGACGACGAGUGGUGGACGAUGGUGUGCACAGUAAGCGGCGUGGGAGUCGCGAUGUUCUUGGUGGGAAUUCUUGCUGUUUAUGUUAUCUACGCGAACGUACGUGGGCCAAGGUAUCCCAAGAGUAAAGAUCGUUCAGAUAGAGAUACUAGUCUAAGGAGAAUGGGCAGCGACAGAGAGCUACCCACAACUAUAACCACCCGCAACCAGCGAGCGUUGCGCGCUCCACAAAGAAUGGGAAGCGACAGGAGCACCGUAUCCGAGAAAAGCGUUUGAUUUGAGAGGGUUGAAAAUAAUGGACCGCGUGAAUAAUAAAUGAAAUAAAUGUUCCUAGUAAAAAGUAGAAAUUUGCUUUGAAGUUAUAGCGCGAAAUGAAAGCGCUUGUUAUAUAUAUCUUUUGAAACGUUGGUUUAUGAAUGUUUUGUCGCGACAGUUAUCUAUAGUAUAUCGUAAUUAUAGUAUAAAAUAUUUUUCAUAAUAAUAUUAUUUAUACCAUGAUGAGAUCUCUUAUAAUAUGAAAAUGUUUUAAAGCAUUUUUUGGCAAGAAAUUCAGCACUGUUCUCCAUUUAUUGUUUAUUACUGUCGUAUUCCGUAAAAAUAAUAAACAAGUUGUAAUAAAUUAAGUUAGUGUUAGAUGAGAAGAAGUACAAUACGCAGAUGCAUGUAUUACCAAGCAAGUAAUAAUAAAAAAGCAAUAAAUCUCAUAA
Molecule: messenger RNA, 2573 nt
Organism: Linepithema humile (Argentine ant)
Lineage: Eukaryota; Metazoa; Arthropoda; Insecta; Hymenoptera; Formicidae
Source: RefSeq, a predicted model, not a curated record